Prosopis cineraria is the source of this 1985-nucleotide messenger RNA. Its product is annotated as alkylated DNA repair protein ALKBH8 homolog. NCBI's taxonomy places the organism in Eukaryota, Viridiplantae, Streptophyta, Magnoliopsida, Fabales, Fabaceae. Gene Ontology annotation, biological process: oxidative demethylation. Gene Ontology annotation, molecular function: RNA binding; demethylase activity; oxidoreductase activity. The transcript has 8 exons. The coding region runs from base 604 to 1626 and encodes 340 amino acids. The record is from RefSeq and is a predicted model, not a curated record.
AAAAAGGAAAAAAGAAAGAAAGGCUUGACAUGUGGAUUUUAGCCAUGAAGCCCACCAGCCUGUGACAAGCCAGUGCGGACUAGUCUGCUUUGAUAGCUCUAAAUUCUAAUACGAAGCAUGCAUUACAUGUUUUUCCAUUUGAAAGUUGGAAUUGAUGGUCAGCUGGGUUCACUGCAUCUGCCCAUGAUUGGUAAUUCUGAAUUGUAAACUGACAAUGGAGUUCCUCAUUGUACUUAUGACAAAGGAAAAGGCUCCUCUUUGUACACUGCAACUGAAUACUCAAACCAAAUAAGCAUUCAGGUUGGAUUUCAUGUUCCUUAGCCAAGAUGAGAAAUUUCCUUAGAAACAUCUUUAAGUUGAAUGAAAGGUUCUUGGCUUCAAAUGUUUGAAUUUUAAGCCAUAUAUGCAGACAUGUGGUGUGGUUCAGUAUUUUGCUCAAGUCAUUUCUGAUUACUGAAAGCAAUACAUUUGAUCGGGGUUUGAGUAUAGUAAUUUAUAGCUGUUAGAUCAUAGCAAUUCAUUGUAACCUAAUUAUACAUUUGACUCCACUCAGGCUUCAAUUAUCCAUUUUUGUAGUUGAAGAAUAAUAAAACACUAGUGGCUAUGGCAAGGUUUGUGCGUCCUAAGAAUGAUGUUGAAUUGAGUCCAAACCUCUAUGUUGCAAACUGUGGCCCAGCUGUGGGACUUUCUCAUGAUGCUAUUGCAUCUGUGUUCUGUGAAUUUGGGGAUAUAAAGGGAGUUUAUGCAGCAGAUGAGAGUGGCACCCGUGUAAUUGUAUCUUUUUCUGAAGAGAGUUCUGCCCAAUCUGCCCUGAAGGCAUUAGAUGGAGUUCCAUGUUCCAAACUUGGAGGCCGAUCUUUGCAUAUUCGUUACUCAAUGCUUCAGCCAAUUUCACAGAGUCAGGUAAGUAACUUGGUUCCUGUGUCUAUCACAGUCUCAGAUCUUAGCAUUCCAGGCCUUUACCUUGUGAACGACUUCAUUAGCACUAAAGAAGAGAAGGCAUUGCUCCAAGAAGUUGACUGCAGGACCUGGAAUAAUCUUUCGAAAAGAAGGGUUCAACACUAUGGUUAUGAGUUUUGUUAUGAUACAAGGAAUGUUAAUACAAAGCACCGCUUGGGUGAACUUCCAUCAUUUGUUUUUCCAAUACUUGAAAGAAUCUCAUUAUUCCCAACUCUCAGGAAUGCUGCAAAUGUAGUUUUGGACCAACUUACGGUAAAUGAGUACCCUUCUGGUGUUGGCCUGUCCCCUCAUAUAGACACUCAUUCUGCAUUUGAAGAUUUGAUUUUCAGCCUUUCAUUAGCUGGGCCUUGUAUAAUGGAAUUCAGGAGAUAUGCAAAUAGUGAUUGGCUUCCUAGAGUUGCUUCAGGCACUGUCACUAAAGUGGAAAGUCCAGAGGAUGAUUCAAAUUUUAUUCGGAAGGCUAUCUAUCUUCCCCCACGAUCCAUGCUGCUGAUGUCUGGCGAAGCACGAUAUGCAUGGCACCAUUACAUUCCUCACCACAAGAUUGACAUGGUGAAUGAGAGAGUUAUCAGAAGGGCUUCAAGAAGGGUGUCUUUUACUUUUCGAAAGGUCAGAACAGGUGCUUGCAAUUGUGAAUUUCCUCAGUGUUGUGACCCUCAAAGAUAGAAGGUUGGCUUUCACCAUGUUUGAUGAGGAAUUGGCAGAGUCGACAUCUUUUUUGUGGGGCCAGAAGGCGAUCAUCCUCCUGAUGGCUUUUAUCUGUCAAGCGUAUCAGAUAGACCACAAAGCUGAGAAGAUUGAAGAUUUUGAUGCCUUUCUUUCUUACUUUUUAUUUUAUUUUAUUUUUUGAUGAUUUAAUUGGACUUUAUUUAUUUACUAGAGCUAAACUUAGUCUAGCAGUCCAAUUAUUUUUCUAUUGUAGCCUCCUCACCUUGGCACAGCUUCUUUUAGGUUCUUUCAGCUGAGUGAACAAUUAUUGACCAGUAACAAUUGUUCUUUAGCACAUAGAUCCCAUCAUUUUUUUU